Messenger RNA from Aspergillus niger, 660 nucleotides. RefSeq lists its product as uncharacterized. Lineage: Eukaryota; Fungi; Ascomycota; Eurotiomycetes; Eurotiales; Aspergillaceae. The record is from RefSeq and is a predicted model, not a curated record. The coding region runs from base 1 to 660 and encodes 219 amino acids. The transcript is spliced from 5 exons.
AUGGAAGAACAAAACGAACACCUCCCACUGAAGGGUGUUUGCGCGGAUCUUCAUGGGGAUGCAUAUUCCGACCGGCGAGUCACAAAUGAGAAUGAGAAACAAGAGAUAGCAUACAGAGCACGAUGGAGUCUCGCGCCAAGGGCCCGGAGCGUACAAGUGCGAUAUCAGGAUAUUACGAUUGGCAUGCUGCAUGAGCUGACAGGCCUAGACGCAGGUAAGCCCUCAGCAGGCACUGUGAUGCUUGGGGGCCGAGGAGCAAUAGACUUCGUCAACUGCAGUGGAACAAGGAGGGCAGCGGCGAGAGCAGGCGAGCGUGACGCGAAGGAAUUGCUGGUGGAGAUGGGCGGGUCUCAAGCUAACGGGAAGGAGUUGUCCAUCCGCAGGUUGAUCCCUGAACAGCAGCGAUUGGCGUCGCUUAUCCCUUCAAGGGGAUCCAGUGCUGUCCUCGGUGUUUCUCCAAGGCCCAAUCAAUGUGGCCAAAGCAACCUGGCCUCGUGGCCGACCACGAGGACGCCUAGUCGACAAUGCAUGCCGACGGUGGGUCAAGUUUGUACACAGAGCACACACUCCCACACGGAUUCACAGUAUCUACGAAGUACUCAGUGUCUCACCACUUAUGCCAAGCCUAAAACCUCCCAAGGGCAUGAAACUGCCCAAUAG